AUGUCCAAGUUCGCCAUCAUCGGUGGGGGUCCUUCGGCUUUCUAUACUGCGUCGAGGCUUCUCUCCAGUCGUGAGCUUGGUAAACACUCGUCAAGCGGGAAGUCCCCUAUCAUCCACAUCUACGAUAGGUUGUGGGCACCUCACGGGCUAGUACGCUAUGGCGUCGCCCCAGAUCAUCCUGAAGUCAAGAACUGUACGCACAAGUUCGAUGAAGUCAUGCAGAACCCUCUCGUUCGCUUCUUUGGGAAUGUGCAGGUUGGUCGAAUAUCUGCCUCGCCUGUUCCGCACGCAAUACCUCUCAGUCUAUCGCACAUACAACGACAUUACUCGGAUAUGAUCAUUGCCACAGGCAGCCCGAUGGUCAACACUCAUCCUGCCCUACCUCCCUCCGAUAACGUCAUCCCUUCCCUCUCUAUGGUGCACUGGUAUACUCAGCAUCCUGCCGCGCCAGAAGCCCCUCCCUUGGAAAACGUCGAGCAUGUAUCGAUAAUUGGGCAAGGAAAUGUUGCGCUCGACAUCGCACGGAUGUUACUCUCCGACCCUGAAGUCCUGGCGAAAUACGACGUCCCAGAGUCCGUACUUGCUUUACUUCGUCGCUCAACUGUGAAGCACGUCUCGAUCAUCGGUCGCCGCGGACCAUUGCAAGCAGCCUUCACGACCAAGGAAGUGCGCGAGCUCAUGAAUCUUUCCGACGCGUCUAUGGUGCCACUCGAUACGGCGGCACUACAGCCUCCGGCGGGCGUCACUCUAAGUCGACAGCAGUCUCGGGUUUUGGAUUUACUCAAGAAGGGAUCCAAGAACAAGCCAGGGACUGCGAAGAAAACAUGGUCGCUCGACUUCUUCCGCUCUCCAUCCAGUCUGGCGCCGCCCGCUGAAGGCGAAGACUUGCACACUCUUACCCUAGCGCACAACGAGCUUGACGGUGCUGGAAGAGCCGUGCCCACGGGUGCAACAUCAGCGCUGAAGACGGAUCUCGUCAUCACCGCACUGGGACAAGCGUCGGAUCCUACAACGCCGUUUUAUGAUGGCGCGGUGCGACACGUCAACGCUGACCCUGUUGGGCGCGUACUUGGCGCCGACGGUAAACCUCUGCGAGACGUCUACUCGACCGGUUGGGCGGCCAUGGGGGCGCGUGGCGUACUAGCCACGACGAUGAUGCACGCAUACGGAGUGGCGGAUCUCAUUGCUACCCAACCCGAGGCCCACGAUGGCGAGAGGUUUAUGGCGAGUGAUGUGGCCCUUGAUCAUUCGGUCCCUGAGCCUGUCAAGGAGGGUUUGUCAAACGGCGUCGUGACGACCUACGAGGACUGGAAGCUGGUAGACGCUGAAGAGGUCAGGAGAGGCGAGGCGGAGGGUAAGGAGCGCGAGAGGAUGGAUUGGGAUCAAGCACGGACGUUCUUGGCACAAGCUCGACCUCGCACAUCCUAG
Peniophora sp. CBMAI 1063 is the source of this 1428-nucleotide messenger RNA. NCBI's taxonomy places the organism in Eukaryota, Fungi, Basidiomycota, Agaricomycetes, Russulales, Peniophoraceae. The record is from the annotation of a GenBank genome assembly.